Messenger RNA from Mercenaria mercenaria, 2145 nucleotides. RefSeq lists its product as uncharacterized. The coding region runs from base 1 to 2145 and encodes 714 amino acids. NCBI's taxonomy places the organism in Eukaryota, Metazoa, Mollusca, Bivalvia, Venerida, Veneridae. The record is from RefSeq and is a predicted model, not a curated record. The transcript has 2 exons.
AUGGAUGAAUAUAAAGUGAAAACACCUUCUAUCAACUGGGAUUCUAGAGACUUAAAAACGGAAUUUAAAAAGUUCAAAACGCACUGUAAUUUUAUGUUUGGUGGACCUUUGAAUUCAAAGUCGGAAGAACAGAAAGUCAAUUAUUUGAUGUUAUGGGUAGGCGAGAAAGGAAGAGAUAUUUAUUCUACAUGGACUCUAAGUAAUGAUGACAAAAAGAAACUGGAACCCCAUUUCACAAAACUAGAAGAAUAUUGUGAACCAAAGUCGAACGUUAUCUAUUCACGAUAUCUGUUGAAAUCAAGAGUACAGAAACAAGAUGAAACUUUUGAACAAUUUGUCACAGAUUUGAAAUUAUUGAUAAGAGAUUGUGGCUACCCAGAAGACAGAUAUGAUGAAACUGUGCGAGAUCACAUAGUGUUUGGAGUAAAAUCGCAUAAAACUUGGGAAAGCUUAAUUAGGAAAGGUUCAGAUUUAAAACUGCAAGACUGUUUGGACAUUGCCAGAACCCAUGAAAUAUCUCAAACACAAGUAAAAGAAAUGGAGUCGGAAGACAAAUCCUUGCAUGGAAUCAAACGAAAACCUUCAGUAUCAAAGAAAAAAACAUUUCAACCAAAACAAUCAGGAGCGAAAUACUUUCAACCAAGGAUAUGCCUUAAAUGUGGAUAUCAGCAUACCACAGCUACGUGCCCUGCUAAUGGAAAAACUUGUAGGAAAUGUAAGAAACCCGGACAUUUUGAGAAAAUGUGUAAAUCAAAAUCCCAGAGGAAAUCUAGAUACGGUAAAGUACACAUGAUGGACAACUUUUCAGAAAGUGACAGUGAUACCAGCGGAGAAUUUGAAUAUAUGGGAAUUUCAACAAGUAACAAAAGUGUAAAUUCUGUUACACAUGACAUGACAGUGCAAGUAAGGGUGAAUGGAAUUUGCAUACCUAUGCAACUGGAUACAGGUGCAAAGUGCAAUGUUAUGAGUGUGAAAAUUUUGAAAAAACUGGGAAUUAAAGGAAAUAUCAAGAAUACAAGGGUUAACUUGAAAUCUUAUAGUGGACACACAAUGAAGCCCAUAGGUAUAGGAUGCCUUCCGAAAAAGCAUCAUAUUGAAAUAGAAAAAGAUGCAAAACCCAUUGUAAACCCGCCGAGAAAUGUGCCAGUAAAACUGCGUUCGAGAGUCAAGGACGAACUCGACAGAAUGCUUGAAGAAGGAAUAAUUGUAAAAGAAAAUGAGCCUACGGACUGGGUAAACAAUAUGGUGACUGUAGUGAAACCGAACGGUUCUCUUAGGAUCUGCUUGGAUCCAUCCGAUUUGAACAAAUGUAUCAAAAGGCCACACUAUCCAUUGAAAACAAUAGAAGAUGUAGUCACAAGAAUUCCAAAUGCCAAAGUAUUCUCGAAGCUUGACUGUGUAUCUUCAUUUUGGCAAGUUGAGCUAGAUGAAGAAAGUUCGAAAUUAUGCACCUUCAACUCGUGCUUUGGAAAAUUUCGAUUUUUGAGAAUGCCAUUCGGAAUAAAAUCAGCCAGUGAGGUAUUUCAAAACGUGAUUUCUGAAAUUCUGGAUGAUAUAGAUGGCGUUGAAGUCAUUAUGGAUGACAUAUUAGUCACAGGCACAAAUACAGAAGAACAUGAUCAAAGACUAAAAGAAGUUUUGCAAAGAUUAGAAGAUAAUAAUCUUAAGCUUAGCAAGGACAAAUGUGACAUAAGGAAAAGCUCUGUGUCAUAUGUUGGACAUACUUUGACAAGUGAUGGAUUAAAACCGGACCCUGAGAAAAUAAGAGCUGUGUUGGACAUAAAACCUCCUCAAAACAAACAACAAGUGAAAACUUUCAUUGGAUUUAUUCAAUACCUAAGUAAAUUUCUUCCAAUGUUAUCGGAGAAAACUGAAAUUCUUCGUAGAAUUCUAAAAACAGAUGUUAUUUUCUAUUGGGGAAAACAAGAAGAUGAAUGUUUGAACGAAUUAAAACGUAUGAUUACCAAUACACCUGUGUUAGCAUACUACGACCCGAAGCUAGACGUUACGUUGCAAUGCGAUAGCAGUUCUAAAGGACUGGGAUGUGCGAUCCUCCAACGUGGCAAGCCGUUAGCAUUUGCAAGUUGUGCUCUAACAAAAACACAAAUGAAUUACAGUCAGUUGGAAAAAGAAUGCUUUCGAUAG